Molecule: messenger RNA, 2657 nt
Organism: Conger conger (European conger)
Lineage: Eukaryota; Metazoa; Chordata; Actinopteri; Anguilliformes; Congridae
Product: RNA-binding protein 39-like
Exons: 17
Coding region: 309-1925 (538 amino acids)
Biological process (GO): mRNA processing
Cellular component (GO): nucleus
Molecular function (GO): RNA binding
Source: RefSeq, a predicted model, not a curated record
GAGACCCCUAGUGUGUUGAUUACAGGCGCCAUUUUGGGACAAGCUCAGGCAACGGCGACUGAGGAACGGAAACUUCAUACAUCGCAAUAUUGAAUCAACCUGACGUUUUGCAGUUUAUAUUAUCUUCCAAUAUACUGCAUUUAUUCGCGUUAUUUACCAAACAACAAAAUAUUGUAGGAUUGAAUGAGCGUGUAAGAUUAGCUAGUCAGCUAAGGCGGAAGAAGAACGGCUCGCUAGAGUGUUUGUGGGAGGUCAAGAGGCCUGUGGAGGAGGACUGAAGUUGAAAUCUCUCCGAGCUCACAGGAAACAUGGCUGACGAUUUUGAUAUUGAAGCGAUGCUUGAGGCGCCUUACAGGAAGGAUGAGACCAAGUCCUCUAGUACCAAUGGCACCGAAGAGCGCAGCAAGAAGAAGAAGAGGAGCAGGAGUGGUAGUCGCAGCAGGAGCCGUGAGCAGAAGCGCAGGAGCCGCAGUCGUGAGGGGAAGAAGAGCCGCGGGGGCCGCAGGGAGCGCAGCAAGGAGCGCCGCCGCAGCCGGUCCCGCAGCCGGGAGAGGUCCGGCCGCUACCGCGCCCGCCGGAGCCCCUUUUCUGGGCCCAAGUUCAACGGCGGAGCCAGGGGGAAGAUUGGUCCACCGCUCGCCAUUAAAAUCAGCCGCAGACGGUCCAGGAGCAGAAGCCCUUUCAAGAAGGACAAGAGCCCAGUCAGUUUUUCCAGGGAGCCCAUCGAUAACCUGACGCCCGAGGAGAGGGACGCCCGCACCGUGUUCUGCAUGCAGCUGGCGGCUCGCAUCCGGCCCCGAGACCUGGAGGAGUUCUUCUCCGCCGUGGGGAAGGUGCGGGAUGUGCGGAUGAUUUCAGACAGGAACUCCAGGAGGUCAAAGGGCAUCGCCUACAUCGAGUUUGUGGAGGUGAACUCGGUCCCUCUCGCCAUCGGGCUGACAGGACAGAGGCUGCUGGGAGUUCCUAUCAUCGUGCAAGCCUCACAGGCGGAGAAGAACCGCGCGGCUGCGAUGGCGAAUAACCUGCAGAAGGGCAGCGCGGGGCCCAUGCGGCUGUACGUGGGCUCCCUGCACUUCAACAUCACCGAGGACAUGCUGCGCGGCAUCUUCGAGCCUUUCGGCCGGAUCGAGAGCAUCCAGCUGAUGAUGGACAGCGAGACCAGCCGGUCCAAAGGCUACGGCUUCAUCACGUUUGCGGAUGCGGAGUGCGCUAAGAAGGCGCUGGAGCAGCUGAACGGGUUUGAGCUGGCCGGCCGGCCCAUGAAGGUGGGGCACGUGACGGAGCGCACCGACGCCUCCACCGCCAGCUCCUUCCUGGACAGCGACGAGCUGGAGCGCACCGGCAUCGACCUGGGCACCACCGGCCGCCUGCAGCUCAUGGCCCGGCUCGCCGAGGGCACAGGGCUGCAGAUUCCUCCGGCGGCCCAGCAGGCCCUGCAGAUGAGCGGCUCCAUCCCGUUCGGCGCCAUGGCGGCUGUGACAGAUUUACAAGCAAGGCUGACCCAACCCCCAGAAGCUGCAGCCAUGAGCCCGGCGCUGAACAUGAGCAUGAGCAUGAACGUGAAUACGCCCCUGAAUCUGCCCACACAGCCCCUGGCCACCCACUGCUUCCAGCUGGCCAACAUGUUCAACCCUCAGGCGGAGGACGGGCCGGGCUGGGAUGUGGAGAUUCAGGACGACGUCAUCGAAGAAUGCAACAAACAUGGCGGCGUGGUGCACAUAUACGUGGAUAAGAACUCGCCGCAGGGGAACGUGUACGUGAAAUGCCCCACCAUCCCGGCUGCGAUGGCCGCAGUGAACGCGCUGCACGGCCGCUGGUUUGCAGGUAAAAUGAUCACGGCUGCGUACGUCCCCCUCCCGACCUAUCACAACCUGUUCCCCGACUCCGUCACGGCCACCCAGCUGCUGAUGCCCGCUCGGCGAUGAUCGGGGCCCCGCCCGUGGAGAGGCUGUGUGGGGCCCCGGGGCCCGUGGAGUGGCUGUGUGGGGCCCCGGGGCCCGGGGCCCGGCGUGUGCUGUCCCGGGCUGGUGAGCCCAGCCCCCCCCCUCCCCCCCCCCCCUCCCCCCCUGUACAUACGGCCUGACGCUGGACCUCCCCAGCACAACCCCAAGACCCCCCACCCCCCCGAAGUGAGACGCUCUCCGGGCGUUUCGUUUUGUGAAGUUUUUAAUUUAUAAUGUUAUUUGCAUCGAAUAAAAAAAAAAAAAAUACAUGAAAAAAACGAAAAAGACAAAUAACUUUAAAAAAAGGAGAAGGCGUUAAGGCUUAUUUGCGUAUUCCCCCGCCCGGGCGCUGAGUCGGCAUGGUGGUGAAGUUUCAGUCUCGACGCAGGACUGAGGACCCGGCUCUCCUGCCCCUCUGCUGCCCCUCUGCUCGUCAUUUGUACACCGUUAAACCUGCAGUUUUGUGCUUUAGAGGCGUUUUAUUUUUCCUGCUUUACUGGAAGUGUAUAAUAAAAAUGGUAUGAUACCUUCAGACACCAAAAAAACCCUUUAGAGGAGAGGAGGUUUGGGCUUUCUGUUUUAAGCUCUGUGAGCUCUGGUGUCUGUUAGACCUCUGCUUUCUGUUUCUCCUCAGACCCUCCCUCUCUUUCUAACUUUUUUGUAAUGGAGAUUUGAUUUUGUAAAGAGUUCUUGAUUAAAUUUCUUUCAAAUGAA